Molecule: messenger RNA, 1049 nt
Organism: Ceratitis capitata (Mediterranean fruit fly)
Lineage: Eukaryota; Metazoa; Arthropoda; Insecta; Diptera; Tephritidae
Gene: TpnC25D
Product: troponin C
Exons: 3
Coding region: 164-613 (149 amino acids)
Molecular function (GO): calcium ion binding; enzyme regulator activity
Source: RefSeq, a predicted model, not a curated record
UUUAAUGUUUUAGUUUAUCAACGAAUCUCAACCACCGUGGAAGUGCGAAAGUGGUAAAAAAAAGAUCAGCGCCGACGCGAACGGAGAACGGAGAUUAUCGAGUCGAGACGAGACGUGUGUGGUUUUAGCUUGUUGGGUGACAAAGAUCAUAUAACCAGCCAAAAUGGAGGAUGAUGAGAAAAUGGACAUUAUGCGUAAAGCAUUCCAAAUGUUUGACACCCAAAAGACCGGUUUCAUUGAAACACUCCGCCUCAAGACGAUACUCAAUAGUAUGGGUCAAAUGUUCGAUGAGAGCGAAUUGCAAGAUCUCGUCGAUGAAAAUGAUCCCGAGGAUACUGGCAAAGUGAAUUUCGAUGGUUUCUGUAAUAUUGCUGCACAUUUUCUUGAAGAAGAGGAUACCGAAGCUAUACAAAAAGAAUUGAAAGAAGCUUUCCGUUUGUACGAUCGUGAAGGUAACGGUUAUAUUACCACAUCGACAUUGAAGGAAAUUCUCUCCGCAUUGGAUGAUAAACUCUCAUCAAGUGAUUUGGAUGGUAUUAUUGCGGAAAUCGAUACUGACGGUUCGGGCACAGUAGAUUUUGAUGAAUUCAUGGAGAUGAUGACUGGAGAUUAGAAUUUCUCGCAACUACAACUACAAUUACAAUUACGCGUACCUAUCAUCUACAUGCAUACAUAAUGAAGUAUAGAAAUGCAUAUAUGUAUAUAUGUGUAAAUACAUAUUUAAUGCAGUUAAAAUUAAAUGAAGCGAAGACUAAAACUGAGGAAACUGCUUUGGCUACGACAACAACAACAGCCAUAUGGAAAAAAUAAAAAUUAAAUUAAUAAAUACACGCUUAUACAUAUACAUAUAUGAAUUGUAAUGGAUCGAUAUGUUGUUUUCGUUGUUGUUUUCUUUAUUUUUGUUUUUCUGUUUUUUGUUUUGUCUUCACAAAUAUGUGUAUUAAAAUGAAAUUAAUUUUACAAGUGUAUAAAUAUAUUUAUUUGAAUAUUUAAAAUAUUAUAGGUCUUACAAUUGCAUAUGUACAUACAUACAUAUGUAUGAUUGUAUG